AUGAGUAAAAAUUUAAACAACACAUUAUCCACAAAUUUAUCCAAAGAUCUAGAAACAGAAGGUUUUGAUUUACAAGCAGGUGAAACAUGGAUUUAUCCGACAAAUUAUCCCGUUCGAGAAUACCAAUACAACAUUGUUCAAGAGGCAUUACUUAAAAACACUUUAGUUAGUUUGCCUACAGGUCUAGGCAAAACAUUUAUAGCAGCUGUAGUGAUGUUUAACUAUUUUCGAUGGUAUCCCCAGAGCAAAGUAAUAUUUAUGGCACCCACAAAACCCCUGGUAAAGCAACAAAUAGAUGCUUGCUAUGAUAUUAUGGCCAUACCAAAAGAGUGUACUGUGGAAAUCACUGGGGCCAAAAUAUCCACUUCCAGAGAAGAUACGUGGAAAGAAAAAAGAGUGUUUUUCAUUACUCCUCAAAUUCUGCAAAACGAUUUAGAAAAGUUCAAAGAGUUAGCUCCUAAAAUAAAAUGUUUAGUGUUUGAUGAGGCCCACAGAGCUAGAGGCAAUCAUGCAUAUUGUGAAGUCAUAAGAAAACUUAACAGUUCCAACAAGUAUUUUAGAGUUUUGGCUCUAAGUGCUACACCUGGUGGAACAAUAAAUGAUGUUUUAGAGGUUGUUCAAAAUUUACUGAUUUCACAUCUAGAAUUCCGCACAGAAGAGAGUGCAGAUGUAAGCCCUUAUGUUUUUCAAAGAAAUUUGACAACAGUAGUUGUUCCUUUGGGUACUAAGUUACAGGAAGUAAAAGAUUCAUAUAUGAAAGUUUUAGAAUAUUAUACAAGGACUCUUAUAAGAUACAAAGUUAUUCAGGGGAACUGUGCAAACUUGACUAAAGGAAAAAUUUUCAUUCUUAUGAAAAAUUAUCAACAAAAUGCUCGUGGGACAAGUCCAAAUUAUGCAGAAAUUAUGAAAAGCUUAAACAUCUGCAUAACCCUCUAUCAUGCAUCUGAACUAUUGAUUAGACACGGUUUAAGAAGUUUUUUGACAUUUUUUGAAGAACAUAUCGAUAAACCACUGUUAAGAAAUAAUACUGACAUUAGAGAAAUCAUGGCAACUAUACGUGAACACAUGGGAUCUCUUCCUCAUAUUCAACAACUUCCUGAUGGUGAAUAUCCAGAAGUGCCACCAAAUGUCAAAUUUGGCCAUCCAAAGUUUUAUAACUUAAAGAGAUUUUACUAGAGCAUUUUAAUGAAACUGGUGAUUCUAGUAGAGUUAUUGUGUUCUUUGAGUAUAGGGAAUCUGUGAUGGAAGCUUUUGUACUACUAAUUCAGUCAAAACCAGUGUUGAAACCCAGGAUAUUUAUUGGGCAGGCAAAUGGAGUCAGUCAGAAAACACAAAUUAGUGUAGUGAAAGCCUUCAGGGAGGGCCGUUGUAACGUUCUCUUAUCCACAAGCAUAGGGGAAGAAGGCCUGGACGUCGGAGAAGUGGACCUGAUUGUAUGUUUCGACAUUUCCAACAAAUCUCCCAUUCGAAUGGUACAGAGAAUGGGACGAACCGGCCGAAAGAAAGAUGGUAAAAUUGUCGUUUUAGUUACAGAGGGAAAGGAGCAGCAGACUCUUAAGGAUUGUCUCAUUCAUAAGAAUAACGUGGCGUUUCAUGUUUUAGGAUCUAAAGUAUUGGCCAAAGGUUUGCACGGUGAGUGUCCACGAUUGAUUCCGGACGAUAUAACGCCCAAAUGUGAAAAGAUUUUUAUCACAGUGGAAGAUCCUGUUCCCAAAAAAGGUGGAAACCUUAAGGAUAUGUUGAAAAGUUGGUCGAGGAAAUCAUCAGAGCUAGCAUUUUCACCGGACCUCGAAAUCGUUGAAAUAGAAGAAAAGAUACCCCAACCUGAACUGUUUUCCGUAAAAGAAAAUCCUUUUGACGGAAACGUUGUUCCAAACAUUUUCAAUAAGAAAAUUGAAAAGCAGCGUAGUUUUCAAGAAAUACAUACUGUGGAACAUUCCAGUAACUGCGGAUUAUUGGUUUCUUUACUACAAAUGGCCGAAUCACGUCGGUUCAAUAUUCCGAUGUCACAAAUCGCAACAGCAACGCAAAAAAACAAAAACAUGAAACAAACUGACAUAAGAAACAUGUUUUUUAAAUCGCAAAGUGCCAGCGAUUUCAUCUUACCAUCAACUCAAGUAAUCGCAGAGUCCAUCCAAACGACCAAUACGGAAGACAAAAAUUUCGGAGAGCCUGAACUGUUCAGGGAACUCGCGGACUUUUUGUCGAUCCAACAGGAUAACUCCAGAAAAUGUACGCUAUGCCCCAGUCAGUUAAAUUGUGGAAAAAAUAAAUAUAAAACUCCAAACAAGUCUGCUUUUGCAUGGAUAGAACUAGAUGCUUCGGUGUACACAAACAUCACUGCAGAAGACUUGAAAGCUUUUGAAAAAAGCUUGCAUCCUGUUGCUGAUGGUAGUUUUCAGUUCGAUGAUAGCCUAAAUUUUAAAAUUCCUGAGACACCUGUGACUCAGACAACGCAAAAAGAGACUAAAGUCAUGGAGCUGGAAGAUUUAAUAGAUACAAGCAUUUUGGCAGACUUUUCCAACACUACAGCAAGUUUUAUGGCACCGAAGUCACUAAAUAACUUAUUAAAUAAAUAUAGUACUUCCUUAAUAGAUGAAAAUUUGCAAUUUCCUCUAUCAAAAGAUACUCAACAAACAGAAUACAAUAGCAAGAGUAGGUUAGAAGUUACUACAAUAAAAAAAGUUUUCUCUGAAGAAGAAACGAAGAAUAUUUUACAUUUUUUCAAAUUAGAAACUUUGGAAGACGUUUUCGAGGCGAAUAUUCCCGAUUCACAGGCCACUAUAACGUAUUCCCCGGAUAUUUUUGACAUAACUGAUGCAGCAAAUAAAAAUGUUAUUAUAGAAGACGAUAUUAUAAGCGAAGACUCAAAUUCACCGAUAAUAUGUUCUUACUUUAACAAAAAGAAAAAUGUGACUAUCAGAAAUUCACAAAUAGAGGCCACUUAUUCCCAAAAUUUAAGCAGUACUCCCCUAACACGUAAAACAACAGAAAAAAUUGUAGAUAAAUUGUCCCAAAGUUCAAACAAACCAUCUGGCAACACUGGAGAUCCAAAGAAAACUCCACCUGAAGACUUAAAGGAUUUCUUCGACUUUUCUUUCUUUGAAUCACAAUCUAGUAAAAAACAUCGAUCAGUUUUAGAAGCCAAGGAAAUCAUUAAUUUGACUGAUAGUUGCAACACCAACGAUUUUUGCGAAGAUUCUUCAAAUUCUCGAAAAAAUUCAGAAAGUGAUACUAAUAAUUGCAAGUUGAAUGUAAAUAUGUCAGAGUUAGGAAGCUUUUUUGACGAAGAGUUGCUAAUGAGUCCGACAUUUCCCCAAGUGGAUAACCGUAAAGUUAACAUGGAGGAAUCAUUGGUAGAUAUUGCAAAGUCAAAAAGAAAAAUAGUGAAAGAGUCUGAAGUAAUGAGUAGAAAUAGUGCUUCAGUUAAUGAGGGGCGUUUAUUAAGCCAAAAAAUAGUUCAGAUGCAUCGUGAAAACCACAAUUUUAAUGCACACAAGAUUCAUAAAGUUUCUGAGUCUGAAAGGGAGCAGAAAAACGACUCAGACAUACCUGAAUCAAUGGAUUUCUUACAAUUUAUGGAAGACGAUAAUUUUAAGCUACCAAGUAUAUCAAACAACAAAAAUUUCGACAUACCAGACCCACUAAGUUGGGAAUUUAAUGGCAAACAUCCAGCUAUCAAUGUCUUAAAUACUCAAAAUGACAAAACCGUACAAAAAUCGUUGAGUGUGUCAACUUUUAAUAUCGAAAACGUCCAAAAAACUGAGUCCUCCCAAGCAUCUAUAACGCAGCUUAUUUCUUUAGUUAAUAAACCAACUCAAAUGAAUAGUUCGUCUCAGAAAGAAAACCUCGAACAUUCUGAUGUUGAAAAUGAUUCUUUCAUCUUUACUUUUAAUACAAAGAAAUCAAAAAGGACCAAAAACACUUCAAGUUCCAGUGAAAAAUCCUUAAACAGUUCAAUAAAAGCAAACAUAAAUGAACACAACAAUAAUUCUUCUAUAAAUACAACACUUGGUUCUAAAUCAGCGGAUUCUACUAAAGACCUUUUGGAUAAUUCAGCGAUUGUAAGUCCAAAAACUGUGGCUUUAAGCGACCGCACCAAAAAAAUACUAAGUUCUGCGAAUACUUCUUUCAAUACUUCCAACAGCGAUGAUGAAUUCGAGACGAAACCGCCAAGUACUGGUUGGAUUCGUACUAGACCUUUAGUAACGAAGAGGCCUAUAUUGAACAAUUCAGACGACGAGUUCGAGUCAAAAGAAGAUAGUUCCGUGUUUGUUAAACCUAAGCCGGUGAAAAGAAUGAGGGUUGAAAAAGAAGAGGGCAGCAGAAAUCAAGCUAGAGGUGUAAGAAGUAGGCCAAAAAGUAGAAAGUUGGUAAACCAAUUCAUAGAAAACGAAGCUGAAUUAUCAAUUUGCGACGAAAUAAAUGUCUCGGACGAUGAAGCUGACGAAUUCUUAAGUCAAGACAACUACGAUGCUAGUUUCGUCGCGGAUGAAACGCAUGAUGUUGAUACACAAAUGCAUGCAGUCUAUUUGAAGUCAGUCAGGAGUCCGAGAAAUAUUCCUGGAAGAUUUAAAAUCCCAGAACGGUUCAAAAAUAACAUAGACAUCUUUUCACAACAGGUUAAUAGUGAAGAAGACGAAAUUGAUUCAGAUGAUUCGUUUGUAGUAAUGGAUGAAACCAUAGAGGCGCGCCAAGAACUCUCUCAACUAGAAAUUUUAGAAAAACAAUUGGAAAUGCAGAAACGGAGGAAGCCAAUGCCUCACGGUAUUAAAAAACCGACUAAACGAAGAAGAAUAAUCGUUAGUAGUGAUAGUGAAUGAAAUUAUGUAUAUAUGAAAUACAUUUUAGAUCUACAUUGAAUCCAGGUGCUUGAAAAGGCUUAAGAGAUUGAAAAACCGAAGAUCUGCAUUGCUGUUGGUUUCUAAACGAGAUCAAGUAGAAGCUUGUGGAUUAUCAUAAUAGUUGAGCUCCGAAUAUAUUUUUUAAGUUAAUCAAAAUCUUCAGAUUUGGGAAAUUGAAGUUACUUGAAUGAUCUGCAUAUUGUGAAUAUAUUAUUUUUACUCUUUCUUCUAAACGAGAUCAAAUAGGAGCUUAUGAAUUAUCAUAAUAGUUGAGCUCCGAAUAUAUUUUUUAAGUUAAUCAAAAUCUUCAGAUUUGGGAAAUUGAAGUGACUUGAAUGAUCUGCAUAUUGUGAAUAUAUUAUUUUUACUUAAAUUAUAUUUUUUAUUCUUUUUGUAUUAUAUAUAAAUAUAAGUAAACUGCAUUUGUUUA
Messenger RNA from Diabrotica balteata, 5274 nucleotides. The record is from the annotation of a GenBank genome assembly. Lineage: Eukaryota; Metazoa; Arthropoda; Insecta; Coleoptera; Chrysomelidae.